AUGCGCGCAGCGAGCCUCGCCCACUGCGCAGCACUCCGCGCGCCCUGCUGCGCUGCGCGGCGCAGCUGGCAGCGGACGGUCGCGCGUGCUGCCCAGACCGGCCGCACCGACGUCGCCGAGGAGGGCAAGGAGCUAGUUGCGGCCAACGCGGACUUCUUCCGAGCGCUGCCGUUGUACGCAGGGGGCGCGGGGCUGGUCGCGAUCCUCGUGAACCGAACAGUCACGGGCGCGGCCCCGGUGAUCGACGCCGGGAGCAGCCAGUCCCGCGCGGACCUCGCGUGCAUCGUCAUGUCGGCCGUCCUCCUCCUUACGGGCCUCUCCUGGCUGUCCCUCAAGCCCGUCAUCGCAGACAAGGUGAAGCUCGAGGGCGGGCCGCUGUCGUGGACGGACUCGAAGGUGCCGGAGGCUCUGAAGCAGGAGCUGGAGUGGGCGUGGAGUGCGGCGGAGGGUUCCGCGGGCGCGACAAGCAUGGUCGUCUUCAUCAGGAACCGCUGCGUGCUGCAGCGCGGGAUGGCCACGGAGGAUGCCAAGCCGGGAGCGGCGGAGCCCGGUCCGAUCGUCGCGAAGGUGGUGGGCAGCGGCAAGGCCAACUACCUGGCGAACCUCGCGCCGUACCCCGGCCGGUUCGAGCUGCUGGAGUACCUCCCGCAGAACACGCAGGCUGUCGUCGUGCAGCCCCUCGGCACGGAGGGUGCGCUCGUGAUCGGGCACGACAGGGUCCGGGGGUUCUCGCAGCUGGACCUGGCGUGGCUGUCGACGGUCGCGGACAAAAUCGAGGCCACCGUGGAGCAGGCGAACUACCGCCCGACGGGGACGGGGUUCAAGUGA
Molecule: messenger RNA, 828 nt
Organism: Pedinophyceae sp. YPF-701
Lineage: Eukaryota; Viridiplantae; Chlorophyta; Pedinophyceae
Source: the annotation of a GenBank genome assembly